GAGCGGGAUAAAUGGAGCCCGCCACCCGGCCCCCUCAGGUCUGUCCAUCCUUCUCCUCCUCCUCUUCCUCGGCGCUGAAGGACCAGAGUUGACCCUGAUGAGCAUCAUGACGGGCCGGGAGGACGUUGGCGAAGAGAAGCCCAAAGUGAAGAUGUUAUCUCCAGGAUUUGGGAUUGAUAAAUCCCGGCUGCACGGCUCCGGGUUCCGGUCUAAAGGCUUUGCCAUCACCGACCUGCUGGGCCUGGAGUCGGACCUGCAGGCGCGGCAGCAGCCCGGAGGUGCUCCGGGUUCGGGCCUGUCGGCGGCGUGCUCCGGGCCCGGGGCCGAGCCGCAGGGUGCCAGCGGCGGCCUCGGAGGGUUCUCCUUCCCGGGAGGGUCGCUGCCGCUCGGCCUCGGCUUCCUGUGCAGCCUGGCGGCUCAGCAACCGGCCGGAGCGCCCUGCUUCCUGCCCGGGCACCUGCCGCUGCUGCAGGCCCGGGCCGACAGCCACUACCUGCAGAACCUCGAGGCCCAACGGGACGCCUACUCCGAUGAGGAGUGUCUCUCCGACAGAAACGACUCCAAAAGUUCAGGAAACAAUCAGAAGAGAAAGAAGAGGAGACACAGGACGGUGUUCACCUCCCACCAGCUGGAGGAGCUGGAGAAAGCUUUUCACGAGGCUCAUUACCCCGACGUCUACGCCCGAGAGAUGCUCGCCAUGAAGACAGAGCUGCCCGAGGACAGAAUACAGGUGUGGUUUCAGAAUCGGCGGGCGAAGUGGCGUAAGCGGGAGAAGUGUUGGGGUCGCAGCAGCGUCAUGGCGGAGUACGGUCUGUACGGGGCGAUGGUGCGACACUCCAUCCCGCUGCCAGAGUCCAUCCUCAACUCCGCCAAGAACGGCAUGAUGGGAUCCUGCGCCCCCUGGCUGCUCGGUGAGCCGCAUGCACGAAUGCACAAAAAGUCUUUAGAAAUGGCCAAAAAAUGUUCCAGCCCUCGGGAGUCUGACUCCGCCCGCUCUGACUCUUUCUGCGACGCCUCGGAGAGACGGGGCGGCGGCGAGGCCCGGGGGGUGGAGCGUGAGGCAGUGGAGGAGGAGGAGCUGCUGGAGGAGGAGGAGGACAUGGAGGAGGAGGUGGCCAUCGACCUGUCCAGCUCCUCCAAACAGCAGCAGCAGCAGGAGGAGGGAGGGAGGUGCGCCUCCUCGCCGCGGCGGCAGAGUGGUGGCAACUCGGACGAACACAGCUGAAGGUUGAUCGGACGUUUCUGCUCUGGGAGCACAGUGAUUUCAUUGGCUCCUUUUUCAGGGAGCACAGCCAAUCAAUGAACAGCCAUUACAUCAUUUGUUACUAUGCAAAGUUUCUACUUCAGUAGCUCGACAGCCAAUGUUGCCAACUUAGCGACUUUGUCGCUAAAUUUACCAAUUUUUCAAACGCAUUUAGUUAUUUAUUUAUUCAUUUUUAUUUUAUUUUAUUUAUUUAUUUUUAUUUAUUUCUCAAGAAAACACUUAGUAGAGCGCUUGUAUUUAAGCAUUUUAAGUAUUUAACUUGGACAUUAGCCUGUGGGCAUUUCCUUCUAUGCAAACAAACGUUAACUGACAAAAUAUAAUGUAUUAUUUCAGUGCUAGUGUUAGUAUGCUAAACUACUAGCCAGUGGGCUAUAGAUUUAGCAUGUUACCAAACACUUAAAUUUGCCUGCCAAAUAUGUUCGCAUGCUUAUAUAUUAGCCCAUGGCUACUAUUUUACAGUGGUAAGAAACAGCUACUGUUCAUUUAAAAUGUAAUAUGUGGGCAUGUUAGCAUGCUAAAAUAUUAGCAAGAUAAACUAUUAUACAAAGGCUAACAAAGAUUUAAAAUUAGUAAUUGAAUAUGUAAAAUUUCAGUGCUAGUAUUUUACCAAACGUUGUAUGCUAAACUAUCAGCACAUGGGUAAUAUUUUAUCAUGCUAACAUCUUUACUGUUGAUGUAAAAUGUGACAUUAAAGUCAUGACCAAUAUGCUAAGGUGUUAGCUGCUAAUGAAAUAAGAAAUAUUAGCAAGCUAACAACCCAUUGAAAACUAUGAAGUUAACUGACAAAUAUGUUACUUUUUGAUUGAUCUAUCCACAGCUUUUCAAUAAUGAAGCAAAUGCUACUGAUUAUGCUAUAACUGAGCUAAAAUACUAAACGUGUUCGGCUCCGUUAGCCAUCUCUCUGUGCUCCCAGAAAUGCUAACGUCAUGCUAGCGUAACGAGGACCUCCACUAAGAGUCAGAUGGUCGUGGAGGAAUCGGACUGAGUGGAGUCUGUUCUGACAGACGUGAACUGUUGGAGGAGGGUGUAAAUGAAGAUGUCUCCGUCUGUGUGUUUAUCAUUGUAUUGUACUGAGAGUAUGUUUUAUAUCUGUGUUUUUGGAAAAUAAGAGAAUAUUCAAUGUUUUAUUCCUGUUGGUGUUUUAUAGUUUGACUGUCUGUCAAGCACUGAUCAGACUGAAGUUCUGUGAAGGAAUGUAAUUUAAAUGUAAUAUUUAAAAAGAAUUUGUUUGAUAUUAUCAUAUGUAUUUACAGCAACAGGUGCAGGGUGAUGAAUAAAAA
Molecule: messenger RNA, 2544 nt
Organism: Seriola aureovittata
Lineage: Eukaryota; Metazoa; Chordata; Actinopteri; Carangiformes; Carangidae
Gene: vsx1
Product: visual system homeobox 1 homolog, chx10-like
Exons: 5
Coding region: 98-1225 (375 amino acids)
Biological process (GO): regulation of DNA-templated transcription
Cellular component (GO): nucleus
Molecular function (GO): transcription cis-regulatory region binding; DNA-binding transcription factor activity, RNA polymerase II-specific
Source: RefSeq, a predicted model, not a curated record